UAAAACGCCCAGUGCUCCUACGUUCACUGUGUCUCUACAUCUGCCUGUCCGUUCUGGCUACUCUACCUAUGUUCAUUGCUCACAUGGUCACGCGUUGAAGCCCCGCCGAUUAAACUGUUCGACGCGCAUCGCGGGGUCGUUUUCAACCGUGCACCUCUGUCGCGCACAAACAGGCAUCUAUCCGCCCAAGAUGCCGCCCAACGAGCGUGCUGAGAAGCAAGCCGCUGCGCAGCAGGCAGUGGACAUUCUGCAUGAAAUCGCUACUAUUCUGAACUGCCACCUCGACCGGCGCACUCUGUCAAUCUGCAUUUCAAUGAUUGAGAACGGGGUGAAUCCUGAGGCUCUAGCAAACGUCAUCAAAGAGCUGCGCAAGCAUGGCCAGGAAGCGCAGCUCGAGGCUGCGGCGGGGGCCUCAUCGGCGCGACGGAGAUGAAGUCCAAGCCCCGCAGCAUCCUCUUCCCUCACCCUUGCGCCCGUAAGGGGUAGUCGUCGACAGGAAGAAAGGGCAUAGCACACAUCUUCAUCAACAACGGUAUGAAGGAGAGGAAGGGACUAAGCCAGAGGUCCAAUCGAUUGCGUAUCUCGAUACCAGCCACUCUCAACGGACUGUUGAGCGGCACUGCGAGUUUCAUACACAGAGCCAGGCUGGGGUACGGGGUGCUGUUCGGUAAUGGCACCUCAUCGGCCUUCGAAGAUACGGCAGCUUUGAUCUUAGUUGAAGGUCCGGGACCUAUCCGGGACGGACUAGGCUAGGUAACCUACCUACAUGACAUACCAAGCCGAAAUGGGGAUGAUUACCGGUUUUCUACACACCA
Messenger RNA from Chaetomium strumarium, 815 nucleotides. Its product is annotated as mitotic-spindle organizing gamma-tubulin ring associated-domain-containing protein. The coding region runs from base 191 to 433 and encodes 80 amino acids. The transcript has 3 exons. The record is from RefSeq and is a predicted model, not a curated record. Gene Ontology annotation, cellular component: spindle; mitotic spindle pole body; interphase microtubule organizing center. Gene Ontology annotation, biological process: gamma-tubulin complex localization; microtubule nucleation by interphase microtubule organizing center; mitotic spindle assembly. NCBI's taxonomy places the organism in Eukaryota, Fungi, Ascomycota, Sordariomycetes, Sordariales, Chaetomiaceae.